AUGAUGUCCAGAAGGCAAUGAGAUACACAGAUCUGAAUAUCAGAAGGCGGCUCUGGGAUGUCGGAGACAUGGAAUGCUUUGGUGUAAUCUUGAGUUCUGGUUCCUUCUUAUCAACAGAGAAGGGGCUGGGUUCUGGAGACGUGAUGGGGUUAGGGUGGAGUUACACUAAUGUGAAACGACUCCCGGCUCACCUCUCUGACUCGGUUUCCCCCACAGAUGGCCUUUCCCUGCCACAGGUCCAUGAACCCAAGACCCAAGACGCUGGUCUUCCUUCUAGUGGGCCUGAGUUUCUUCACACUGCACCUGUGGUUUCUCCAGGCCCCGAUGUCCCAGGAGGAGGGGGUGCGGGAUCUCGCGGUGGACGCUCUUGCUGUGCAGCCCUCAGCGCUCAACCCAGGGGUCCUGUGUGUGGCCAACGCCUCUGUGAACGCCACGCCUGAUUUCCAACAGCUGCCUGCCCGGAUCCAAGACUUCCUGCGGUACCGCCAUUGCCGCCAGUUUCAGCUGCUUUGGGACGUCCCGAACAAGUGUGCUGGCCGCCGGGGCGUCUUCCUGCUCCUGGCCGUGAAGUCAUCGCCGGAAAACUACGAGCGGCGCGAGCUCAUCCGCCGCACCUGGGGGCAGGAGCGCAGCUACCGCGGCCUGCCGGUGCGCCGCCUCUUCCUCCUGGGCACGCCGGCGUCUGAGCCCCGCGAGCGCUGGGAGCAGCUAGACGAGCUGGUGAGCCUGGAGGCGCGCGAGCACGGCGACGUGCUGCAGUGGGCCUUCGCCGACACCUUCCUUAACCUCUCGCUCAAGCACGUGCACCUGUUGGAGUGGCUGGCGGCGCGCUGCCCACAGGCGCGCUUCCUGCUCAGCGGCGACGACGACGUCUUCGUGCACACGGCCAACGUGCUGCGUUUCCUGGAGGCGCAGCAUCCUGGCCGCCACCUCUUCACCGGGCAGCUCAUGGACGGCUCCGUGCCCAUUCGCGACAGCUGGAGCAAGUACUUCGUGCCCCCGCAGAUCUUCCCCGGGCAGGCCUACCCGGUGUACUGUAGCGGCGGCGGCUUCCUCCUGUCCAGCUACACUGCCCAGGCCCUGCGCAGAGCCUCCCGCCACACGCCGCUCUUCCCCAUCGACGACGCCUACAUGGGCAUGUGCCUGCAGCGCGCGGGCCUGGCACCCAGCGGCCACGAUGGCAUCCGGCCCUUCGGCGUGCAGCUGCCGGGCACCCACCGGCCCUCCUUCGAUCCCUGCAUAUACCGCGAGCUACUGCUCGUGCACCGCUUUGCGCCCUACGAGAUGCUGCUCAUGUGGAAGGCGCUGCACAACCCUAAGCUGAGUUGUUCCCGGGGUCGCAGGGUCUCCUGA
Molecule: messenger RNA, 1353 nt
Organism: Loxodonta africana (African savanna elephant)
Lineage: Eukaryota; Metazoa; Chordata; Mammalia; Proboscidea; Elephantidae
Gene: B3GNT6
Product: UDP-GlcNAc:betaGal beta-1,3-N-acetylglucosaminyltransferase 6
Exons: 1
Coding region: 217-1353 (378 amino acids)
Cellular component (GO): Golgi membrane
Molecular function (GO): hexosyltransferase activity; UDP-glycosyltransferase activity
Source: RefSeq, a predicted model, not a curated record